Molecule: messenger RNA, 1908 nt
Organism: Calidris pugnax (ruff)
Lineage: Eukaryota; Metazoa; Chordata; Aves; Charadriiformes; Scolopacidae
Gene: LCA5L
Product: Leber congenital amaurosis 5-like
Exons: 7
Coding region: 104-1687 (527 amino acids)
Biological process (GO): intraciliary transport
Cellular component (GO): axoneme
Source: RefSeq, a predicted model, not a curated record
CCAGCCAACAUUUAGAAAUAACAGGAUCUGAAAAGAAGAAAACACAGGAAAAGGAAAAAAAGAAAAAAGGAAAAGAAAAAAGGACAGUGUAUCUUCCCCCAAGAUGAUAGAAAAGGAGGAGAAAGAAUUGCCAGCUGAGAAGAUACCACAUCAGAAUUCUUCAUUUUUAAGCCUGCAGAGUGGUAUGAUUUCCCAGAAAAAAAAUGCAGUGGCUCAGCGAAUAUCAUCAGCAAGACUUCACAAAAUUAAAGAGCUGAAGAAUGAAAUCAUCUAUUUGCAACACCAACUAGAAGCAUCAACCUUAGAAAACCACCUUUUGAAACAGCUUCAGUAUCGACACUCAAAAGCAAUAGGUAGAUACGAAAGUUCAGAAAGUAACUUGACAGGUCUUUUAGCAAGUCAUUAUAAUGAGGUGAGAGCCUUAAGGGAACUCCUGAGGAUGUCUCAGGAGGAUGAGAGAAAUACAUCCAGGAAGCUCAGAAAAGUUGAAGCAGAGUUGAUGAAAGCUAAAGAUGCUUUGCAGACCUUGCUUAUGCUUUCAGAAGACAAAGCUCUUGCAGAGAGAGAGGAUCUUGGUCACAAAUUGGCAGUCCUUACAGAAAAAUUGGAAGUGAAUGAUACGAGAAUACAGAGCCUAGAAAAGCAACUGAAGUUGAACAAUAGCAUCUUUAGACGUCAGCUGGCAAGUGAGAACAAAAAAGCUGUGGAAGCUGGGAUAAUUACAAAGAACUUGCAAAUGGAAAUUAACUCUCUUCACCAAAAAAUUAAGGAAAAGGAUCGGCAACUUCAUGUAAAAAAUAUCUAUGCAAAUCGGAUGUUUAAAAUCCUAAAAGACAAAAGUGAUUCAGUACCUCAUGAAAAAAGUCUUAGUAUAAGCAGAUCAGUACAAGUAGAUAAACAGAGUUUUAGAUCACUGCUGCUGUCACAGUACCAAAUGCAGGAAACAGAAAAAAGUGCGAUUCAGCUAACAAAGGAGAAAAAGUCUUCAGAAGAUGAAAAUCAAAAAGCUAAAGCAAAUGAAGAAUACAAAGAUGUCCAAGGUAGAACAGAAAAGCAAUCAACCAAGAAAAUACCAAAGCCAGAAACUUCUAAGAGAACACAUAGAGAGUAUUUAAGGGAGAGCAGACUACUGAUGGAAGAAUAUGCUUGUUUGGAAUAUGUGAAAGAAGACGAAAAAGAGAAAGAUUUGCUUAAACAGGAGCUAAGAAAACUGAUGAAAACUGAACAAACUCCUGUAAGCGACAGUGUAAAGGAGAACAAUCAAGGGAAAGAUGCAAUGGAAGAAUAUAAAGAAGAAGAAAAAAGGCCAGACGAACAGCUAAAUAACAGUGAGAAGGCAAGGAGUAAAUGCAUAACUCCAAGUCCGAGAAACAAAACACCCCCUAGGCUGAAAAAAAAAUACAUCUUCUCAGAAGCCACUGAGAAUUUGCACUAUGGGCUUCCUACACCAGGUACCAAAUCCAAAAAAGGCAGUCUUUGCAACCAUAGACCUGCAGGACAGGAGUGCAGUGAGACAGCUGAAUCGAGAGUGGAAAAUUCCUCUGGGCUAUACGAACCAUCUUUUGGUGAAGUUACCAAAACAAGGCAGAAGGACAGUUCCACUGAAGCGAAAGGCUGCGCUCAUAUGACAUUCGCUGAAAGGAAAAUCAGUCUUAUGAAAGAACUCUUUGGACCAGGCUGUGUUUGAAGAGACAGACAUUCAAGUUCUAACAUGAGAGGAAUGAAGAGAGAGAAGUGAAAGGAUGCACAAUUACACAAGCCCAGUUUCAAACCACCACCACUAGUUCAUGAUGUAAAGCAUCUAACACUAAUGAAAUCGUUACGAAUAACCUCAUGAGAAUACACAAACUAGUUAUUUGACGUUUCGUUAGGUACAUCAACUUAUCUUUAGAAAUACAUACAAUUUAA